Molecule: messenger RNA, 1458 nt
Organism: Merops nubicus (carmine bee-eater)
Lineage: Eukaryota; Metazoa; Chordata; Aves; Coraciiformes; Meropidae
Gene: MLKL
Product: mixed lineage kinase domain-like
Exons: 10
Coding region: 1-1458 (485 amino acids)
Biological process (GO): protein phosphorylation; cell surface receptor signaling pathway
Molecular function (GO): ATP binding; protein kinase activity
Source: RefSeq, a predicted model, not a curated record
AUGGACAUUGUGGAGAAGGUCCUCUCUGUGGCCCAGGCCAUCCACGCCCAGUUUGAGCAGGUGAAGUGCUGUAAGCACCGGUGCCAGCGCCUAUUGGAGCGCAUCCAGAUCCUCCUGGAGCCCGUGAGGGUCCUCAAGGCUCAGCCACCAAAGCACAUUUCCCACCACGAAGAGGAACUGCUGAAGAAGCUGCUCCAGGCGCUAGGGGAAGCCCAGAAACUGGUGACGAAAUACAGUCAGACCAGCUGGAUCCAGAAGUUCCUGAGAGCCCACAGCACCAGCGAGGAGUUUGUCUGGGUGAAUGAGAGCCUGGGGGACAUCGCCCAGGGGCUCGCACUCCUGCUGCAGGCAGAACAGAAGCAGGUUUUCCUGGAGGCUUUCCAGGCCAAGACGUGUCGCAGGCAGGAUGCUGAGGACCUGAGGGACGACGAGGCUUUCUUGGACCAGGUGAUUGCAAGCACCGAGGAGCCCAGGGACGUGGUCAGGGAGAUCUACAUCGACAGGCAAUGCAUGGAGAGCAAGGUCGACUGGGUGCAAAGCGAGCUGAACAAGAUUGUGCGUGUCAUGGAGUCCUUGAAGAAGGUCAACGUUGGUAAAAGAGAAGACAUCACCGAAAUCGAGCGGGACCACCUCACCUUCUACAGGCACCUGCAGGACACCGAGACCUACGACCUCUACGAGGGCGAGUACCUCAAGUACCCAGUUGCCAUCCAAACCUUCAAGAGGCCACUGACCACUGACCCGGAGAAGGUGAGAGACAUCUUCGUGAAGGAGAUUCAGACCCUGAAGAAGUUUGAGUCUCCAAACAUCCUGCGCAUGUACGGGAUCUGCAUUGAGGAGAAAGAUGGGAGCCCCUGCUUCUCCAUUGUCAUGGAGUACUGCAAGCACGGGACGCUGCGGGAUGUGUUGACCAAGCAACAGGAUCUCUCCUGGGAGAUCCGCAUUCGGAUGGCCCUGGGAGCUGCCAGAGGCCUUUACAGGUUGCACCAGACGGAGGAGAAGUCCCGACUCCAUGGCUGCAUCUGCAGCAGCAAGUUCCUGGUGGCCGGCGAUUACUGUGUGAAGCUGUCGGGAUUUGAGCUGUGUGAAACGGAGUCAUCCAUCAAGAGGAAAGCCAAGAAUAACUGGAAACGAGUCUCUAUGUUGGCUUACAUCGCCCCUGAGAACCUGAGAGACAUCAACUACCCCUACAAGAGGCCCUGUGAAAUCUACAGCUUUGGGAUUGUGCUGUGGGAGAUUGUGACCUCCAAGAUCCCGUUUGAAGGCUGUACCCCCCAGGAGAUCAUGGAGAAAAUCUGCAACCACCAUUACCGGGACCCUGUUGGGGAAGAUUGUCCUGAAGACCUGAGGAGAAUCAUUGACCAGUGCCGGGCCUUUGACCCUUCCCAACGCCCUUCUGCUGAGGAGAUCGUGGACUCGCUGGCUGACCUGGAGAAAAGCAGAACCCAUGGAAGUUAA